Tilletiaria anomala UBC 951 is the source of this 805-nucleotide messenger RNA. RefSeq lists its product as uncharacterized. The transcript is spliced from 2 exons. The coding region runs from base 45 to 512 and encodes 155 amino acids. NCBI's taxonomy places the organism in Eukaryota, Fungi, Basidiomycota, Exobasidiomycetes, Georgefischeriales, Tilletiariaceae. The record is from RefSeq and is a predicted model, not a curated record.
UCUCGCUUAGCGGCAUUGGACGCAUGUCCUUUCUUCCUACUUGAAUGGCACUACCGCCUACAUCUUUACUUUUUAGAGAGGGUGGCAGACCCGUAAUUGGAAUUAUAGUUACAACAGUACCUCACUCAAGGCAGCUCCGACCCAGCCGUCAGCCAGGCCUUGCAAUACGUGACCUUCGUUCCUUCCCUGUCAAGUUUCAUGUGCCCGGUCCACGUAGUGUAGGUGUUGUCACCAUCUUUCUUACCGCUCGUAAGGUCACAGAGGAUGACCAGCUCGUGCGGGCUCGCCUGCUUGUGGAAGACGUUGAGCACACGGUGCUUGCUCAACAAGGCGACGCCCCAAGCCUUGCUCGCCAAGCUGUGAUGCCUUGCGGAGAUUUCGUCAAGGUCAUCGGACCGAUAGCAAAGCCUUUCCCGUUCGCCCUAGACAGGAAAGGCAACCGUACACUCCCCCAGCGGCUCGCAGUGCGAGUGAACAGCUUGUGGAAGCCGUCGAGGAAAGACUGGACCUGAGAAGCCAUUCUGUCGCUUCAGUUCAGAGUAUGCUGAGGGAGCGCAACAAAGCAUGUGUAUAGUGGUUUCUGUCAAACGAAGCGUGCUGUAGACCUCGGGGUGAAGAUCACAAGAUGCAUAAAAGGCGUACACGGAGGUCAGAGAGGGUGUCGCGCACGUCUCAAUCAAGUUCGAGUGCUCGGCGCCUCGACCACGAUGGAGCACGGAAGACGCUGCGGCACCGGCCAUUAUUAUUGCCGUGACCGUCGGCGCUCACCGUAGGCAAAUGCGCAGAUGCGCAGAGGCACUUUACG